GGGCGUGGGGCGCGGAGCUGCGGCGCGGCGCGGCUGGGAUUCUCCAAGCGGCCGUGCGCCGUUGCCGCGGGCUGUGCACGGGCCGCGGGCGAGCCGGGCGCUGCGCAGUCUCCGCAGGCGCCGCCGGGAGGGGUCGGGGCGCGGCGCGGCGCGGCGCGGGCGGCUCCGGGCCCAGGUGAAUGGAGUAGCCUGACAGCGCGGACAAGGCGACGGCGAGCGGCAGGAAAUGGCGGCGGCGGCGGCGGCGCCGGGCGGCACCGAGAGGCCUGGGCUGUGACGCGCGCGCCGGAGCGGGGUCCGAUGGUUCUGGAAGGCCCGCGGCGCCCCGUGCUGCAGUAAGCUGUGCUAGAACAAAAAUGCAAUGAAAGAAACACUGGAUGAAUGAAAAGCCCUGCUUUGCAACCCCUCAGCAUGGCAGGCCUGCAGCUCAUGACCCCUGCUUCCUCACCAAUGGGUCCUUUCUUUGGACUGCCAUGGCAACAAGAAGCAAUUCAUGAUAACAUUUAUACGCCAAGAAAAUAUCAGGUUGAACUGCUUGAAGCAGCUCUGGAUCAUAAUACCAUCGUCUGUUUAAAUACUGGCUCAGGGAAGACAUUUAUUGCAGUACUACUCACUAAAGAGCUGUCCUAUCAGAUCAGGGGAGACUUCAGCCGAAAUGGAAAAAGGACUGUGUUCUUGGUCAACUCUGCGAACCAGGUUCCUCAACAAGUGUCAGCGGUCAGAACUCAUUCAGAUCUCAAGGUUGGGGAAUACUCAAACCUAGAAGUGAAUGCAUCUUGGACGAAAGAGAGAUGGAACCAAGAGUUUACUAAGCACCAGGUUCUCAUUAUGACUUGCUCUGUCGCCUUGAAUGUUUUGAAAAAUGGGUACUUAUCACUAUCAGACAUUAAUCUUCUGGUAUUUGAUGAGUGCCAUCUCGCGAUUCUAGACCACCCCUAUCGAGAAAUUAUGAAGCUGUGUGAAAAUUGUCCAUCAUGUCCUCGCAUCUUGGGACUAACUGCUUCCAUUUUAAAUGGGAAAUGUGAUCCAGAGGAAUUAGAAGAAAAGAUUCAGAAACUGGAGAAAAUUCUUAAGAGUAAUGCGGAAACUGCAACUGACCUGGUGGUUUUAGACAGAUACACUUCUCAGCCAUGUGAGAUUGUGGUGGAUUGUGGACCAUUUACUGACAGAAGUGGGCUUUAUGAAAGACUGCUGAUGGAAUUAGAAGAAGCACUUACUUUUAUCAAUGACUGUAAUAUAUCUGUACAUUCAAAAGAAAGAGAUUCUACUUUAAUUUCUAAACAGAUUCUAUCAGAUUGUCGUGCAGUAUUGGUAGUUCUGGGACCCUGGUGUGCAGAUAAAGUAGCUGGAAUGAUGGUAAGAGAACUUCAGAAAUAUAUCAAACAUGAACAAGAAGAGCUGCACAGGAAAUUUUUAUUGUUUACAGACACUUUCCUAAGGAAAAUACAUGCACUAUGUGAAGAGCAUUUCUCACCUGCCUCACUUGACCUGAAAUUUGUAACUCCUAAAGUAAUAAAACUCCUUGAAAUCUUGCGCAAAUAUAAACCGUAUGAGCGACAGCAGUUUGAAAGUGUUGAGUGGUAUAAUAAUAGAAAUCAGGAUAAUUAUGUGUCUUGGAGUGAUUCUGAGGAUGAGGAUGAGGAUGAAGAAAUUGAAGAAAAAGAAAAGCCAGAGACAAAUUUUCCUUCUCCAUUUACCAAUAUUUUAUGUGGAAUUAUUUUUGUGGAAAGAAGAUACACAGCAGUUGUCCUAAACAGGUUGAUAAAGGAAGCUGGCAAACAAGAUCCAGAGCUGGCUUAUAUCAGCAGCAACUUUAUAACUGGACAUGGCAUUGGGAAGAAUCAGCCUCGAAACAAGCAGAUGGAAGCAGAGUUCAGAAAACAGGAAGAGGUACUUAGGAAAUUUCGAGCACAUGAGACCAACCUGCUCAUUGCAACAAGUAUUGUAGAAGAAGGCGUUGAUAUACCAAAAUGCAACUUGGUGGUUCGUUUUGAUUUGCCCACAGAGUAUCGCUCCUAUGUUCAAUCUAAAGGAAGAGCAAGGGCGCCAAUUUCUAAUUACAUAAUGUUAGCAGAUACAGACAAAAUAAAAAGUUUUGAAGAAGACCUUAAAACCUACAAAGCUAUUGAAAAGAUCUUGAGAAACAAAUGUUCCAAGUCAGUGGACACGGGCGAGGCUGAUGUUGAUCCUGUCGUGGACGAUGACGAUGUUUUCCCACCCUAUGUGCUGCGGCCAGAUGAUGGGGGCCCCCGAGUCACAAUCAACACGGCCAUCGGACACAUCAAUAGAUACUGUGCUAGGUUACCAAGCGAUCCAUUUACUCAUCUAGCUCCCAAGUGUAGAACCCGAGAGUUGCCUGAUGGUACAUUUUAUUCAACCCUUUAUCUGCCGAUCAAUUCACCUCUGCGAGCCUCCAUCAUUGGCCCACCAAUGAGUUGUGUAAGAUUGGCUGAAAGAGUUGUAGCUCUCAUUUGCUGUGAAAAACUGCACAAAAUUGGUGAACUGGAUGAACAUUUGAUGCCAGUUGGGAAAGAGACUGUUAAAUAUGAAGAAGAGCUUGAUUUGCAUGAUGAAGAAGAGACCAGUGUUCCAGGGAGACCAGGCUCCACAAAACGAAGGCAGUGCUACCCAAAAGCAAUUCCAGAGUGUUUAAGGGAUAGUUACCCCAAACCCAAUCAGCCCUGUUACCUGUAUGUGAUAGGCAUGGUCUUAACCACGCCGUUACCUGACGAACUCAACUUCAGAAGGCGGAAGCUGUAUCCCCCGGAAGACACGACGAGAUGCUUUGGGAUCCUCACAGCCAAGCCCAUACCUCAGAUUCCUCACUUUCCUGUGUACACACGCUCUGGAGAAGUCACCAUAUCCAUUGAGUUGAAGAAAUCUGGCUUCACGUUGUCUCUGCAAAUGCUUGAGUUGAUUACAAGACUUCACCAGUAUAUAUUCUCACAUAUUCUUCGGCUUGAAAAACCUGCACUAGAAUUUAAGCCUAUAGAUGCUGAUUCAGCAUACUGUGUUCUACCUCUUAAUGUUGUUAAUGACUCCAGCACUUUGGACAUUGACUUUAAAUUUAUGGAAGAUAUUGAGAAAUCUGAAGCUCGCAUAGGCAUUCCCAAUACCAAGUAUUCAAAGGAAACACCAUUUGUUUUUAAAUUAGAAGAUUACCAAGAUGCAGUUAUCAUUCCAAGAUACCGUAAUUUUGAUCAGCCUCAUCGAUUUUAUGUAGCUGAUGUGUACACUGAUCUUACCCCACUCAGUAAAUUUCCUUCCCCUGAGUAUGAAACUUUUGCAGAGUAUUAUAAAACAAAGUAUAACCUUGACCUGACCAAUCUCAACCAGCCACUGCUAGAUGUGGACCACACAUCUUCCAGACUUAAUCUUUUGACACCUCGGCAUUUGAAUCAGAAGGGAAAAGCACUCCCUCUCAGCAGUGCUGAAAAGAGGAAAGCCAAAUGGGAAAGUCUGCAGAAUAAACAGAUACUGGUUCCGGAACUCUGUGCUAUCCAUCCAAUCCCUGCAUCACUGUGGAGAAAAGCAGUUUGUCUCCCCAGCAUACUUUAUCGCCUUCACUGCCUUUUGACUGCAGAGGAGCUGAGAGCCCAGACAGCUGGUGACGCUGGUGUGGGAGUCAGGUCACUUCCUGCAGAUUUUAGAUACCCUAAUUUAGACUUUGGAUGGAAAAAAUCUAUUGACAGCAAAUCUUUCAUCUCAAUUUCUAAUUCCUGUUUGGCUGAAAGUGAUAAUUACUGUAAACACAGCACAAUUGUAGUCCCUGAAAAUGCUGCACAUCAAGGUGCUAAUAGAACCUCCUUAGAAAAUCAUGACCAAAUGUCUGUGAACUGCAGAGCGUUACUCAGCGAGUCACCUGGUAAGCUCCAAAUUGAGGUUUCAACAGAUCUUACGGCAAUUAAUGGUCUUUCUUACAAUAAAAAUCUUGCCAAUGGCAGUUACGAUUUAGCUAACAGAGACUUUUGCCAAGGAAAUCAGCUGAAUUACUACAAGCAGGAAAUACCUGUACAACCAACUACCUCAUAUCCCAUUCAGAAUUUAUACAAUUAUGAGAACCAGCCCAAGCCCAGCGAUGAAUGUACUCUACUGAGUAAUAAAUACCUUGAUGGAAAUGCUAACACAUCUACCUCAGAUGGAAGUCCCGUGAUGGCUGCCAUUCCCGGUACGACAGAUGCGAUCCAAGUGCUCAAGGACAGGAUGGAUUCGGAGCGGAGCUCUUCUCUUGGGUACUCCUCAAGGACUCUUGGCCCCAAUCCCGGACUGAUUCUUCAGGCUUUGACUUUGUCCAAUGCUAGCGAUGGGUUUAAUCUGGAGCGGCUUGAAAUGCUUGGUGACUCCUUUUUAAAGCAUGCCAUCACCACAUAUCUAUUUUGCACUUACCCUGACGCUCAUGAGGGCCGCCUUUCAUAUAUGAGAAGCAAAAAGGUCAGCAACUGUAAUCUGUAUCGCCUUGGCAAAAAGAAGGGACUGCCCAGCCGCAUGGUGGUGUCAAUAUUUGAUCCCCCUGUGAAUUGGCUUCCUCCUGGUUAUGUGGUAAAUCAAGACAAAAGUAACACUGAUAAAUGGGAAAAAGAUGGAAUGACAAAAGACUGCAUGUUAGCUAAUGGCAAACUGGACGAUGACUAUGAGGAGGAGGAGGAGGAGGAGGAGGAGGAGGAGGAGGAGGAAGAGGAUUUGAUGUGGAGGGCACCAAAGGAGGAAGCCGAGUACGAAGACGAUUUCCUGGAGUACGAUCAGGAACAUAUCAAGUUUAUAGAUAACAUGUUAAUGGGAUCAGGAGCUUUUGUAAAGAAAAUUUCUCUUUCUCCCUUUUCGACCACUGAUUCUGCGUAUGAAUGGAAAAUGCCCAAAAAAUCUUCCUUAGGUAGUAUGCCAUUUUCAUCAGACUUUGAGGAUUUCGACUACAGCUCUUGGGAUGCAAUGUGCUAUCUGGAUCCUAGCAAAGCUGUUGAAGAGGAUGACUUUGUGGUGGGCUUCUGGAAUCCAUCAGAAGAAAACUGUGGUGUUGACACAGGAAAACAGUCCAUUUCUUACGACCUGCACACCGAGCAGUGCAUUGCUGACAAAAGCAUAGCGGACUGUGUGGAAGCCCUGCUGGGCUGCUAUUUAACCAGCUGUGGUGAGAGGGCCGCUCAGCUUUUCCUCUGUUCACUGGGGCUGAAGGUGCUCCCGGUAAUUAAAAGGACUGGCCGGGAAAAGGCCCUGUGCCCUGCUCGGGAGAAUUUCAGCAGCCAACAAAAGAGCCUUUCAGGGAGCUGUGCCUCCGCCGCUGCAGCCGGCUCGCGCUCCUCUGCAUGCAAAGACUUGGAGUACGGCUGUUUGAAGAUCCCACCCAGGUGUAUGUUUGACCAUCCAGACGCAGAUAAAACCCUGACUCACCUGAUAUCAGGGUUUGAAAAUUUUGAGAAGAAAAUCAACUACAGAUUUAAGAAUAAGGCUUACCUUCUGCAGGCUUUCACCCAUGCCUCCUACCACUACAACACUAUCACUGAUUGUUACCAGCGCUUAGAAUUCCUGGGAGAUGCAAUCUUGGACUACCUCAUAACCAAGCACCUUUAUGAAGACCCGCGGCAGCACUCGCCGGGGGUCCUGACCGACCUGCGCUCUGCUCUGGUCAACAACACCAUCUUCGCGUCCCUGGCUGUGAAGUAUGACUACCACAAGUACUUUAAAGCUGUUUCUCCUGAGCUCUUCCACGUCAUUGAUGACUUUGUGCAGUUUCAGCUUGAGAAGAACGAGAUGCAAGGGAUGGAUUCUGAGCUUAGGAGAUCCGAGGAGGAUGAAGAGAAGGAAGAGGACAUUGAAGUUCCAAAGGCCAUGGGGGAUAUUUUUGAGUCCCUUGCUGGUGCCAUUUAUAUGGACAGUGGGAUGUCGCUGGAGAUGGUUUGGCAGGUGUACUACCCUAUGAUGAGGCCACUGAUAGAAAAGUUUUCUGCUAACGUGCCCCGUUCCCCUGUGCGAGAAUUGCUCGAAAUGGAACCAGAAACUGCCAAAUUUAGCCCGGCUGAGAGAACUUAUGAUGGGAAGGUCAGAGUCACCGUGGAAGUAGUAGGGAAGGGGAAAUUUAAAGGCGUUGGCCGAAGUUACAGGAUUGCCAAAUCUGCAGCAGCACGAAGAGCCCUGCGAAGCCUCAAAGCUAAUCAACCUCAGGUUCCCAACAGCUGAAGCCCCCUUUUAACAGCAAACACCCCCCACAAUAAAACAGAAUUAAGGGGAAAUAUUUAAAUCAAAAGGAUGAUUUAAAAUUGAUAUUGACCAGAAUGAAUUGAAGGCAGAAUUUAAAAUUUGUUUGAUAACAUAAUAGAUGACAGAAUAAAACAUUUAACGUAUGUAUAAAAUUUUUGGAACUAAUUGUAGUUUUAGUUUUUGCGCAAACACAAUCUUGUCUUCUUUCUUCACUUCUGCUUUGUUUAAAUCACAAGAGUGCUUUAAUGACAUUUUAGGAAAUGGGCAGAAUAAUUAUCGACAGUUUUCAUUUUGUUCUUUUUGUGUGUGUGUUUAAUUUCUGUCUGCUUUGCUUAGUGUUAGAAUGCCAUGGAGCUUAAACUUCAAACAGCCCCUAGAUUUGGAGAGUCCUCUGAGCACCCCUCCAUUUGUGCGAUAGUGCCAGUCCUGUGAUAGUCGGUGAGCCCCAUAGAAGGAGACGGUUUGCAGGAGGUGUUUGCCAGUGUUGUCUUCUUUUCAUGUUACCCUGUGUGAGGAUGUUCCUGGUCACUGUUGCACUUCCUAGUAAGGGAUAGAUUUUUAUUUGGCAUUGGCUGGCAUGUUGGUAAAUAAAUUUGAAUUUUCUGAUACCACAUAGUCCCACAUAACACAGGUUCUUGCCUUAAAAGUAAAGUCUUCAUGGGUAUUUUAAUUUCUGACCUGUUGGAACAAAGUAUUUUAUAUUCCCUUAAUUUUAUCAUGCAUUAGAUGUUGAGACAGAGUGAUUACUACAGCUCACUAGUAUAGUUGUACCUUAAAUUAUUACAAGAUUAUACUAGCAUUUCUGUCAUGUGUGUACUGAAGACAUUUGAAAAAUCAGAAUAUGUAGUCUAUGGAUUUUCGUAAACAUGAUAAUAAAAAGGAUCUUUGGCUAAAUACUCAAUUUUGGUAAUAAAAAAAAAAAAAAAAAAAAAAAAAAAAAAAAAAAAAAGAACAGAAAAACCCCAAAACCUCCUGCUAGGUAGUUCCACUGGUGGAAAUGUUUGUGGCAAAUAAUUUUGCCACGUAGGCUGUUAUAACAAGAUAAACCUUAGACAUAUCACACCUAAAAUAUGCUGCAGAUUUUAUAGUUGAUUGGUUACUUACUUAAAGAAGCAAACAGAGCACCUUUACUUAGUCUUCUCACAAAUUUCUUACUGUGCUUUUCAAAUGUUGCAUGCAUAUUUCACCUACCAAAGCUGUGCUGUUAAUGCCAUGGAAGUUUAACGAAAUUUGCGAUAAACUGCCAUAAUUUUGAUACAUCUGUGAUUUAAGUCAUUAAUUUAGAUAAACUAGCUCAUUAUUUCCAUCUUGGGAAAAAGGAAAAAAACUCAACACUUUUAGGCAUUUGCCUAAGUUUCUUUAAUUAGACUUGUAGGCACUCUUCACUUAAAUACCUCAGUUCUUUUCUUUUGCAUGCAUUUUUCCCCUGUUGGUGCUAUGUUUAUGUAUUAUGCUUGAAAUUUUAAUUUUUUUUUGCACUGUAACUAUAAUACCUCUUAAUUUACCUUUUCAAAAGCUGUGGGUCAGUCUUGCACUCCCUUCGACAUACCAGUAGAGGUUUGCUGCAAUUUGCCCCAUUAAUUAUGCUUGAAGUUUAAGAAAGCUGAGCAGAGGUCUCAUUUUCUAGCAUGUUGUUCUGAAGUUGAUGCUUCAUGUAAUGCUGUAUUUACGUUUUAAAUUACAAUUGAUUUUUCCUGCACCAUCCACCCACAGAGAAAUGCCUGUGUCCACACAGAGAAACUGUCAGCUCUGCUUUCUAAGGAACCUUGGGUGAAGGGAGUAUUGAACUUCUCCAAUGUUAUUUGUUGUCUCUGAUCUUAAACUUAAAUUGAGAUCUAAAUUAUUAAAUGAGUUUUUAAGCAAAUGAAUGUAGGUGAUUUGCUUUAAAAAUAUUUAAUUCUGAUUUGGAACUUUAGAUGUCUAUUUGAUUUUUAAAAAACUAUGAAAUAUGGCAAGUUGAAACCAAGCAAUUCUUGAAUUAUAUAACUAUACACAGUUAACAAAUAAGGCUGGAUAAGAGUUUUAUUUGUGAGGGUGAUUUGUGAUCAUAUCACAGAUCUCUUAAUUUAUAAACUACCUGAUGCCAGGAGCUUAGGGCUUUGCAUUGUGUGUAAUGCAUAUAUUCCGGUGUUACGGGAUUCUCUUGCCUCUUGGCGCCAAAAUCAGAUUGUUUCACAAUUAUGAUUCCCGGUGGGAGAAAAUAUAUUUUAUAACCUUUAAGAAGAAUAUUUUGUGUUAAUACUAAAAAGUUUAGACUUGGAUAUGAUUAGGUCAUAUAUUCUCAGGGGUUCAAAUUUCCUGCUACCAUUCAAAAUGUCUUAUCGACGGCAAACAUUAGCUUGCUCUUUCUUCUUCUCUUUUUUUUUUUUUUUUUUUUUUGAGAAAAAUAGCUGAUUUUAACAGUUUGAACCAUUCUGUGAUUCCCCUGGUGGCUCAGUUAGAAAAAUAAAAUGUAUGAGUUAUACAUGAAAUGGUUAUGGAUGCUUUUGUGCUGCUGCAUUUUAAUGCUGUCAGGUUUUCCCCAGCUUAGUUUGUUGAGAUAUUUUGCGUUUGUCACUAAGAAAGAUGUCGCUUUCUGUUACCCCACUUUGCAACCAUGUGCACAUCCUUUUGCCUCUGUGAUCGCAGUGUGAGACAGAAUGUAGUGUGGAAAGGCUGGUGGGUGUGGCUGUGCCCAGCACAUGUGUAACGGACUGGCAAGGUGCAGCUUCGGAAAACAGCUGCAGAAAUCCCUUGUGAUGAUUGUGUACAGGUCAGUGGGCAUGACUUGCAUUGUAAAUGUUUUUAUUUCUUUUAUAAAAGACUCUGCAGUCCUAACUAUGCUGCAUUUUGAAUAGCUCCCUGCCCCCCGCCGUUCUGUUCAUGUAGCACAGAUAAGCAUUGCACUUGGUACCAUGCUUUACCUCAUUUCAAGGAAAAUGUGCUUAACUGAGAGGAAAAAAUGUGGUUUGGCCUUGCUGCUGUUCUGAUUUACCGAAUUUGAAAAAGAUAAUUAUAAUGUCUGCAAUGUGUCAUAUACUUGCACAACUUAAAUAGGUCAUUUUCGUUCGUGGCAUUGUUUCUAUUUGUGAAAGUAUGGCAAAGAUUUGUUAACUCUUAAUUAUGUUUUUAAAAUGUUUGUUAUUUUUGCAGUUAUGUGAAAUGAUUAAAUUUACAAUGACCCUUAAUACUCAUGUAAUUAUCCUUUAAAAUACUGAUAUUUUUGCUUCCUUAAUGAUAGCUUACCCUCAGAAAGAUUCAGAUAUCUCUGACUAAACAGCAAGAGACUUGAGACUACUUUGGUUGUGUUGGUUCAGUUCAUAAGUACAGCUCUUCACCCGGCAGUCAGCUCUGCAGCCAUCACCUGGAGUCAGUCCGUGGCUGCAGACUACAGAGAAGAAUGGAAACCUGGGCCCACCGCAGCUCACUCUGAUGGCCCAGUGAUUCAGAACUUCAUAUUUUGCUUGGUUUGGGGAUCUAAUCCUUUUAUACAGAAUUUAAGACAGCAAACUGACUGUGGCAUCUUGGUUUAUCUGCAUUUAGAACUGUUUGAUUCUUGAACUAGUUUGCGUUGUCUGGAGGAGAAACUCACGCCAUGUGUUAUUAUCUGUGUGGUUCUUUUAAUUGCAUCUAAAUAGGUAUAUUUUUACAGCCACUGAUUGUCUUUCUGGAAUUUAGUUAUUUCCAAAUAAAUUUCUUUAUUUUAUAUUGUAAUGAGAAAUUUUAAAGAUAAAAGCGUUAAGACCAAGAAUAGUGAAAUGAUUUUAAAAGUUGUUGGAGGCACCAGUAGCAGUAUCUAGGGAAUUUGUGUUGAGACCAUUAUGUUGUCUACUAGCAGUGAAAAUGAUCUUUCAGAACUAACUUGUAAGUGUAUUUUAAUCAUUACUUGUUUGUUUUUUCUGGUCCAUUUUUAUUUGGACAUCAACUACAGACGGUUUAAAUUUUAUAGAGGCACUCAAUUCACUGCAGCAGCAGGUUACAUAACAAAAAUGCAAAGGUGAACAGGAAGAAGGUUAUUGCCUUUGCUGCUGUAAAUGGAGUGAAGAAAAUAACUAAAAUCAAGUAAAACUAACAAUUUCAUUGACAAUAAAAUAUUUACCAUCACAUGCUGCAACUGUCUUUCAAGGAGCGUUGUGUAGUUCAUCCACAGUAAUUGUGCUGCAGAAAUUUGCAGACUGCACCUUACAGAUCACAGUUACCUUUAGUUGUUUUCUUUCUUUUCUUUCUUUUUUCCUUUUUUUUUUUUUUUGUAAUAAUUGUAGCCAAGUAAAUCUUCAAUAAAGUUAUGGUCUGUUCA
Cavia porcellus (domestic guinea pig) is the source of this 10468-nucleotide messenger RNA. RefSeq names its product dicer 1, ribonuclease III (gene Dicer1). The coding region runs from base 382 to 6171 and encodes 1929 amino acids. Gene Ontology annotation, cellular component: nucleus; RISC complex; cytoplasm. Lineage: Eukaryota; Metazoa; Chordata; Mammalia; Rodentia; Caviidae. The transcript has 27 exons. Gene Ontology annotation, biological process: siRNA processing; pre-miRNA processing; apoptotic DNA fragmentation. The record is from RefSeq and is a predicted model, not a curated record. Gene Ontology annotation, molecular function: ATP binding; ribonuclease III activity; protein binding.